GGGCGCGCAGCGCGGGGAUUGGCGGGCGCUCCCCGGUGCCCGCAGCUCUUCAGUGGAGCCGGGAAGAGCCGCGCGUCUGCGCGCCAGCCCCCGCCCCGGGCCCGCCGCCCGAGCUCUCUGGCGCAGCGCUAGCUCCGCCGCGCUCAGCUGCCCUGCGCCGGCACCCCUGGGCAUGAGCGCCCCCUCGACGCUGCCCCCCGGGGGCGAGGAAGGGCUCGGGACGGCCUGGCCUUCCGCAGCCAAUGCCAGCAGCACUCCGGCGGAGGCGGAGGAGGCGGUGGCGGGGCGCGGGGACGCGGGGGCAGCGGGCAUGGUUGCCAUCCAGUGCAUCUACGCGCUGGUGUGCCUGGUGGGGCUGGUGGGCAACGCCCUGGUCAUCUUCGUGAUCCUUCGCUACGCCAAGAUGAAGACGGCUACCAACAUCUACCUGCUCAACCUGGCCGUGGCCGACGAGCUCUUCAUGCUGAGCGUGCCCUUCGUGGCCUCAUCGGCAGCCCUGCGCCACUGGCCCUUCGGCUCCGUGCUGUGCCGCGCGGUGCUCAGCGUUGACGGCCUCAACAUGUUCACCAGCAUCUUCUGUCUCACCGUGCUCAGCGUGGACCGCUACGUGGCCGUGGUGCACCCUCUGCGCGCGGCGACCUACCGGCGGCCCAGCGUGGCCAAGCUCAUCAACCUGGGUGUGUGGCUGGCGUCCCUGCUGGUCACUCUCCCCAUUGCCAUCUUCGCAGACACCAGACCGGCUCGCGGCGGCCAGGCCGUGGCCUGCAACCUGCACUGGCCACACCCGGCCUGGUCGGCAGUCUUCGUGGUCUACACUUUCCUGCUGGGCUUCCUGCUGCCCGUGCUGGCCAUCGGCCUGUGCUACCUGCUCAUCGUGGGCAAGAUGCGCGCCGUGGCCCUGCGCGCUGGCUGGCAGCAGCGCAGGCGCUCGGAGAAGAAAAUCACCAGGCUGGUGCUGAUGGUCGUGGCCGUCUUUGUGCUCUGCUGGAUGCCUUUCUACGUGGUACAGCUGCUGAACCUCUUCAUGACCAGCCUUGAUGCCACCGUCAACCACGUGUCCCUCAUCCUCAGCUAUGCCAACAGCUGCGCCAACCCCAUUCUCUAUGGCUUCCUCUCUGACAACUUCCGCCGAUCCUUCCAGCGGGUUCUCUGCCUGCGCUGCUGCCUCCUGGAAGGUGCUGGCGGUGCCGAGGAGGAGCCCCUGGACUACUAUGCCACUGCUCUCAAGAGCAAAAGUGGGGCAGGGUGCAUGUGCCCCCCGCUUCCCUGCCAGCAGGAAGCCCUGCAACCAGAACCCAGCCGCAAGCGCAUCCCCCUCACCAAAACCACCACCUUCUGAGGAGCCCUUCCCCUAUCCACCCUGCAUGGCCACCUCCCAAGGGGUCGACAGCAUUCCUACAGCCCGGAAGACUGCAUCUCCUGAAUGCUCACCUAAGCUCCACCACCUGUUCCUUCCAGCAGCCCAUGUACCUGCCGGAGAGUGUCAGAACUCUUCUGCUGCUCUCCUCUCCCCUGCACUCUGGCUUUCAGAAGGAUGCUUCCAUAUGGAUAGGACUCCUCUGGAAACUGGGCUAGGAUAUUAUCAUUCCUGAACCUCUGGCUGUUCUUCAAGGGCUGGGAAGCAGGAGGUGGUGAGAAAUGAAUGGCCCCUGUGUGUGACUCCUUACAGCCACUGCUUGGGAGAGGACUCAAGAGGGUGGAGGGAGAUAGCAUCCUUCCUCUCUGCAGACGCUCUGCCUUGUGGUGGGAGCACAGCUUGUACAGGAGAGAGGAGGAAGGAAGAUGCCCCCAGGCACCUGCCCUUUAUGUGUCUUCCUGGGCUCCUGUUAAGUGAGACUUAUGUUUACAGCCUGGGGCACUUGCUUCCCUCCCCACUCACCCCCGGCCUGGGAAUAACAUCUGCUUGCUGUCACAGGUGUCUCCCUGGGUUGCCCUGAGCUGGGAGCAGUCUUCCUGUGAGUAGAAAAGGUUUGGAGAGACAUGACAUGGGGUUUAUUGCAAGGCAUAAAACCAGGUCAGUAAUAACAAAGCAGAUGAUAAAAACCUCGUCUAGCUCCUAUGAUGUAAUUUUUUUUCCCUGAUCCUUUGAUGUGGGAACAUGAGAACUCAUUAAGGCAGCAAUUUAUACUGUGGUAGUGAGUGGGAGAGGAGCCAUGGGCGGGAAAAGCUGACCAGAGAGCAGCGAGGGAUGGGAACCAGCCCAGGUUUUGGAUAGAGGAGGCAGCUUCAUCACCCCCUAUUUUAGAAUGUCAUCGUUCAGUAAAACAUCAGCCACAUUAGAUAUUAACAUGUAAGUUGAACACAAUAAAAGGCCGUAUCUUUGUUGCCUGAUGUGUUAACCAAAGGAUAAAUUAUCUUUCCCAAAGGGAAGGAGCUUAAGAGGAGCUCUAAUUCUUCUUUCUGACAAAAACAGGGGAGGGGACAAAGGAGAACUUGGAACACUUAUGUUAGCAUCUGGUGUGACAACAUAGGAACAUGUAUGAAGUUUGGGGGGCCCCACCUGGCUUAGCACUCAGAGACUACCUCUGGGUUUAGCCGGCCUGAUUCUGGAUGAUCAUUCUGUUGGUAUGGGGAAGAUGGUGUGGGGAGGGGAAGAGACAGCCAAAGGGCAACACCCUAUGCCCUUCAGAGUGGUCAGCCCCACAGACCACUCUGAGAGAAUGCGUAGCCAUGUCUGUACUACAUACUAAAGACAUGACUGUGGAACGGAAGUUUCAAAACUAAGCCAGAAAACCCUCUGAUCCUGCAAACACACAUGCACACACACAGAGACAUCAACCAUCCCUAAUUUGUUGGUACCCACCAGGGAUAGCUUGGUUAUGUGGAGUAAGUCAGUCUCCAUGUCUGUGGGUCUCGUGUAACCAUAACUACUUGGAGGUUUUUAAAACUGCACUAUUUCUUUGUUCCUCAGUGUCCGAUAAUGUCUGCCAGGAUGGGCACUGAUAAAUAUGGUUGAAUGGAACUCCAAGGACCACCCAGGCUGAUAGUAGUGAGGUGAGGGGUUCACAGCACUGGCAGUGGUCCCCAGGGCUUCUUCCCAGAUGGUACAUGGGGUUGGAGGUCCUUUCUUUAGUCUCCCAGUGAUCAGACUGGGCAAACUCUCUAAUAAGCAAGGCAGGGCACCUACCAGGACUCUUGGCAACACUAGUGUGUGGCUGCUCAGAUUAGCCUGGAAUAAGACACAUUCUAUUUAGAAAUGUCAACCUUUUUAACUUAGUUGAUGAAGGUUGAAGGAGAGGCAGCUUCAGGUGAUGGAAAGAAAAGUCUCUGAGAGGCAGGACACCUCAGCCUCAGCUACCCCGUGAGCAGUGAUUUAACCUCUCUAAGCCUCAGUUUCUCACUUGAAAUAUGCGCCAAGGGAGGUUUCGAGUUUUGAGCUCUUCCCACCUGUAAAUUCUGCAUUGGCAGAGACACUGGGGAGACACGCGAAUCAAAUGGUGGGAGGGCAGGAGAUAGCACGCUUCUCUGCUUAGUCCUCCUUCCAUCACCACUGGAAAAUGAGCGUGAACCCUGCCCUUGACCCUGCAGUCAUAAGUCAUGCGGGUGGCAGCGGGGUGGGGGUGGGGGGUGAGCCUACCCACUGCUCUCUUCUUCAGCUUCAGGGCCUUUUCAUUUCCCGGCAGCAACAAGGUGCACUGAGCACUUGUCGGGGCUGUGUUUGGAGCCCAUCGACAGUGCUGCCAGCUUUAGUUCCAUCAACCCCAGGCUUUUGUAACAACUGGUUGCAUGAAACCCUCCCUUGUAGUUUGUGUACAGAAGACUGCAAUGAAUUGAAAUCAUGAGACAUACAGCCAGGAUCCUGAAAGCCACUGACAUAUGUCACCUGCCUGGGAGGCUUGCUUCGAUGGUCAUCUUGUUCUGCCUGCUAAGACCAGGAGUCACAGCUAUUGACAUCAUUGUGAAUAAAAACAUUUUCUGCCACAGGUA
Messenger RNA from Pongo pygmaeus (Bornean orangutan), 3927 nucleotides. RefSeq names its product somatostatin receptor 4 (gene SSTR4). The transcript has a single exon. Gene Ontology annotation, biological process: cellular response to glucocorticoid stimulus; neuropeptide signaling pathway. Gene Ontology annotation, molecular function: neuropeptide binding; somatostatin receptor activity. Gene Ontology annotation, cellular component: neuron projection; plasma membrane. The record is from RefSeq and is a predicted model, not a curated record. NCBI's taxonomy places the organism in Eukaryota, Metazoa, Chordata, Mammalia, Primates, Hominidae. Bases 173 to 1339 code for a protein of 388 amino acids.